Molecule: messenger RNA, 2223 nt
Organism: Knipowitschia caucasica
Lineage: Eukaryota; Metazoa; Chordata; Actinopteri; Gobiiformes; Gobiidae
Source: the annotation of a GenBank genome assembly
AUGCUCCAUUUGUCACUGAGGCGAUACUGGAUCAAAAACAUUCCCUUCGCACUCGCUCUGUUUGGGUUGUCACGUCCUAUCUACUGUGUGGGAGAUAGAUCACGGCCCAUUUCCUGCUCACUUGACAGAGGUUGUCAAUCACCUACUAUCACCAGAUAUCACUAUUACAGCUCUGCACCUCCUAUCAUGGCCUCUUCAGAUAUGCUCCACGUAAAGUCCAGAUGCCCCCUCUAUCCAGGCUCCAAGGUAAAGCGAUGUCCCGUCUCGGAUGACAAGGUGGUGUGGAAUACUCCGUGGCCAGAGUACACACCUGUCUGCCACACUGAUCCUGCAGUCAACAAAAAGCCAAAAUGGGCAGAUCCUGAAAUUGGUAAGUUUUCCCCAAAGUUCAAUGCUUUGGAUGGUGAUGUUGACCGCAGAAGUUUUGAAGGCAACUACAGAGUGGAGAGCAGAAAACCACUAAACCCUCGAGGCCGCACAGGCAUGGCAGGAAGGGGUCUUCUGGGACGUUGGGGACCCAAUCAUGCUGCAGAUCCCAUCGUCACUCGAUGGAAAGUUGAUGCUAAGGGAGCGAAGGUGCAACAUGCUGUUUCAAAACGUCCCAUUCUGCAGUUUGUGUCCAUUAAGAGGAAGGACUGUGGCGAGUGGGCCAUACCUGGGGGCAUGGUGGACCCCGGGGAACAGGUUUCCCUCACGCUGCAGCGAGAAUUCUCAGAAGAAGCUUUAAACUCUCUAGUUAUCCCGACAGGGGACAAGACCAAGCUGCACGAGCGUAUAACCAAGCUCUUUAAAUCCCCAGGAUUUGAGGUGUACAAAGGGUAUGUGGAUGACCCAAGGAACACUGACAACGCUUGGAUGGAAACUGUGGCAGUGAACUUCCAUGAUGAGUCUGGGGAUCUCUGUGACCUCAUACUGGUGUUCUUUGAUCCCAUGGGACAGGCCCUCUGCAAAAGGACACUUAACAUCGUUGAGUGCUUGAACGAGAAACACGGAGACCGGUUACGAUUUUACUUGAGCAAGGCUGAUGAGGCUGGAGGAGAAUCUGACCGACAGCGAGUGAUGAUGCAGAUUGUUCAAGAACUGUGCAAGCGUCCUGGACUCAACAAAUGUGGUUUUGACAUGCCCACUAUCUACAUUCCAAAUCCUAAUAAGCCAAGUCGCUGCGUGAACCAGAUAGAGGAAGUUUGUCGUGCCGUUGAGAAAACAAUCAAUCAGACCGUUCAGAACACACUCAACUCUUUGGAGAAAGACUGUGAACUUAUCAGCGAGGCCAUUACGGACACACUAGCCAACGAUCGGGAGAUGACUUCAGAUAACCGGCGUGCUCGCUGUAAGAGCUGCUUCCUUGCGCUGCUGGGCUUUAGCGUGCCGUUGGCACUUAUUGCUCUACUGGUAUUGGGCACUUUGUCCAAAGAGCUGCUAGAAGUGACACUGGGUUCAGAGGGAACAGAGGCUCUAUCUGUAUAUCUGUCCCCCAUUGUCCGACUCUUCGACUCUCUGACCGGAGAACAGCAGCUGUACCUGUGCGCUGGCCUCAUUGCGCUCUCGUUCUUCUUUCUCAUCAUUUCACGCUUCUGCUUCAAGACGAGUCAAACCAUGUCUGGCAAACAGAGAAGGCAGCUGCAGGAGAAGCUUGAAUACAUCCAGGAGGUGGUGAAGAGCAAAAAGAAAAAGCUCUAUGAAGAAUACCUGCGCCAGAGUGUCAGUGAUCAUGACAUGGACAUGGACAAAGGAGAGAAGUUCAUCCGAUUGAGUGUGGAGAAAGGCGUCCUCUUUACUGGGGCGAAGUUCUCCGCCAGCAUGGCCUGGAGACUGAUCCCAGAGCUUGUGGGAAAGGAGCACUUUCCACGUCCUGUGAAAGUUGACCGGGCGCACCGCACAGCACAACAAGCCCAACCGGGCAAAUCACGGACUAUCUUGGCCCGGAUUCAUCACUUUCAGGAGAAAGAGCUGAUUUUGCAACCCAGCAGAAUACAACAGGGAUUUGAGUACAACGGGAAAAAGGUUCUGAUUUUCCCUGACUACACCAGUGAAGUGAUCACCCAAAGACGUGCCUUUCGAGAUGUGAUGCAGACCCUCCGGGACCACAAGAUCAAGCACACACUUCGCUACCCAGCAAGGCUCCACGUGUACUGGCGUAAUGGGGAAGCACCUGCAAUCUUCAAUGAUGCCAAAGAGGCGGCUUGGUCCUUGGAGCAACACAAGUCCUCCGAAAAGGAAUAA